Messenger RNA from Funneliformis caledonium, 1328 nucleotides. Lineage: Eukaryota; Fungi; Glomeromycota; Glomeromycetes; Glomerales; Glomeraceae. The record is from the annotation of a GenBank genome assembly.
AUGAUAUAGAUGAAUAUAAUGGAGAAAUAGCUAAGAAUCAAACCACAACCCAUAUUUCUGUAGAUGUCGAUAGUAAUACUUUUAAUAGUGUUAAGCUUAAUGAGCCUAUCGUUAAUAUUCGUAAUGGUACUGGAUCAAGUGUGUGUUAUAAAUCAAAAUUUAGAGAAACAUCAGAGUUUAUUUCAAUAAAAGCAACCAUGACUCCUGGAAUAUCUGCUACUUCAUAUAUUGAAAUUGAAACAUUGCAGGAAUUACUCACUAGCCGAAAGGAUGAUAUUGAUGAUUUACUAAAAUCGCAGUCCGUGUAUGCUAUAGGAAUUGACUUUAAAUAUGGCUCACUCAGGCCAUGUAUUUCUUGCUGGGUUGCCAAACCAUUAGACAUUUCAAUCCUGGAAUUACUUGAAGCCAUGUUUGACAAUAAGUAUGAAGCUAUAUACCAAAUAUCGAUCCCUGAUAAAAGUGAAAUUAAUCAGAUUUUAAGUGAACCAUCAAGUAUUUGUGAUCAAAUUGCCGAAGAAAGUGUUUAUACUAAUAAUAUUGUUAUCACCUCUGAUGCAAUCGUUAAUGCUUUAGACCCAAAGUUUUUUCAAAAAUUUGCCAUUGCUGCUCGUCUCCAUGCUAAAUUUUCUUCUCCUAAAUUAGAAUAUGAAAUUGAUGUAUAUCUUUGCAAUACAGGAACAAUGCUUAGUGCUCAAUUGCCAUUAUUUAAAAAACGCGGUUUUGGAUAUUUCCUUGAUUCUGUUGAUGUUUGUGUUUCCCCUAUUCCAUGCACACCUAAUGUUAUGAAUAGUAUGUUUACAUCAAUGGACACUCCAUAUCCACAACAGUUCAAUAGGACUGUUGAAAUUUCAAAUGAUCGUGAAACAUCCAUUGAAGGAGAAAUUGUCACAUCAGAAGAGUGGGUAGUGAAUUAUAGUGGCUGCCAUACUACUGGGAAUUCUUGGUCACAUCGAUAUUCCGCUAACAGCCUUGACAAAAAUGGUAUCCACAGAACAAGUUAUGUUCCUGAACGUCAUUCCGCCAAGUGGCGUACCAAAAAAAAUAUGAGUGGAUUUCGUAUCACUAUUACUCAAGUAUUACGCUAUAAGAUUGUCCAUUUUUUAAAAGUCUUUAAACCGAAACCGGAGUUAAUACCAUGCCCUGUUAUCGCACAUAAUCUUGAAAUAACUUUUAACGAUUUUGAAGAUUUCAAUGCAAAAUUUGCGAAAUUAGCAAAAGCCAAUGAUGGUUACUAUGAUAACGAUGACGAUAUUAAAAUUGAAAAUACACAUAUUCAGGAUUUGGAUGGAAAAACCAAAAUCAACCGUUCAUUUGUACCAAGGGACUAA